Messenger RNA from Perca fluviatilis (European perch), 2132 nucleotides. Its product is annotated as secretory phospholipase A2 receptor-like. The coding region runs from base 1248 to 2045 and encodes 265 amino acids. The transcript has 4 exons. Lineage: Eukaryota; Metazoa; Chordata; Actinopteri; Perciformes; Percidae. The record is from RefSeq and is a predicted model, not a curated record.
UCUACUUUUGUGCAACAGGCCCCAGCUGGUCUUCUAGGCGUCAGCUAAUGGGGAUCCUUUAUAAUAAAUCCAAAUACAAAUCCUCAGCUAUUGCUUACCCUAAGAUAGUGACCUACUGACUUUGUUUGGCUUGACACCUGAUCCUGCUGCUCUGUCAUAGUACUGUUCUCAUGUUAUAUUAAUGGAAUUCCACCACCUCAAUUAUGAAUUGCAAUAUGUUAUUUCCAUGGCCUAGGAAAGUUCAACCUCCGCAGUUUUGGGAACAGAGCAUUCUCUAGGGCAGCUCCCAGGCUCUGGAACUCCCUCGCCCAAGAGGGACCUUGGGUCCCUCACCAUAUUCAUCUCGACCCAUCUCUUCACCUCUGCCUAUCCCUAGCCCCACAACCCCCUCCCUUGUGCCUGAAUCUUGUUUUGUUUGUUUGUCUUUAUUAUCUAUAUCUACCCUGUAAAGAGACUUUGAGUUCGUGAAAAGCUCUAUAUAAAUUCAGUGUAUUAUUAUUUGUGAACAUGAGCUACUCUCUCUCUCAAAGCCAGAAACCAGAGUAAACCCAGUAAGGGCAUCAAGACCUAUUAAGUCCCUUUGGGAUCAGAUAGAUAGAUAGAUAGAUACUUACUUUAUUUAUGCUGAGGGCAAUGUUAUCUGUGGGAUCUGGGGAUUGGCUAAUAAGGACUGAUGAUUGACACCUGGAUGAACUGAUUGCUCACGUGUCCAGAAAUAGGAGUGCCUGGGCAGUCCCUCUUCCUCUCUCCCUCCUCAAGGCUGCUUGGUUUGUUUGGACUUUGGGUUGAGUUACUUUUGCAUUGUAGCAUUGCUACUCCUACACACAUCCAUCCACUACACACAUUACUGAUAAACCGAUAGCACGUUUACCUUUGCUUAUUUAAAUAAAUUUGAUUUAAUAGAGCAAACGUGUUCUCCACAUUUUGUCAUGAGCCAGGUCAUGACACUUGUGAUGUCAUCAUGUAAGGUGACAGUGAAAUUAAGACUCUUCCAGGCAUCCAAGACUCAACGGCCAAAUGAGCUUCAUUUUAUUGUAGUGUUCUCCGUUCUGAAACAGAACAUGUACCCAUAUACUUAGAACAUUCCCCUGCAGCUCUCAGUGCCAUUUAUAACAUUUUCCCCAAUUCAUUGUCUAUUUAGCACUUCCAGACUAUACAUCAGAAAUUUGAGUUCUAGCGCUCUAGUUUUUGGAUUUGGGAGAGAGUUGUUCGCGUUUACUAAUAUUUUUGGACUAUGAAUAGCAUCUAUGAAUAGCAUCCUUUCUGAAGACAACAUGGAGAGAAACAUCCCCAGGCUUCUCCUCAUCCACCUCAUCUUUGUCAUCCUCUCCACUCCUCCGUGUGCAGCCACUACAGGCCUGAGCAUCUUAAAGGUUGUCCCCAUCUCCAAUCCGUAUAGCUGGGCUGUUGCUCAGAACUACUGCAGAUGGCACCAUAGUGACUUGAUCACCAUCAAAACCCAACAGGAGGCUGACAAGCUUGCCCCGUAUGAAGGCUGGAUUGGUCUGUAUAGCGAUACAUCGUCACCGGAGUGGAAAUGGUCCAGAGGAGAUGAGAGAGCCACAUUCUUCAACUGGGAUUCAAAUGAACCAGACCAUAACCAGCACUGUGUUUUGAUGCACAACUCAGCUCCAAAAUGGAAAAGUGAAGAUUGCUCUAGCAGUCAGCCCUUCUUGUGUGAUGAAGGCCUGAUUCUGGUCCAGGAGAAUAAGACAUGGGAAGAAGCCUUGGUGCACUGCACACAGCUGGAGGCUGCGGGCAGCACCACAUGCCCGUACCAGCUUGCCAUCCUGUCAGAACCAAACGACAAUCUGAUGGACACAGAGACAAUAAGAUUGAAUGCAACCACUUCUGAGGUGUGGGUUGGACUGCGUUUCCUGGCUGGUGAUUGGCUGUGGAUGAGCCCAAACACGAGCUCCGACCUUCCUCAAUGUCCUGCAGAGCAGCAGCACUGCGGCGCCCUGGUUCCCGGUAACACCGAGUGGAAGAUCAUGAGCUGUAGUGAGAAAAGAAACUUCCUCUGCAGCAGAAGACCCACCAAAUAACUGUAUGUUUUUCCUCGAUAAACGUUUGUGUUCUCUUAAAAGGAUGUAAGAAAUGAUUUAAUGUGGAUUAAAGUGCUUUGAGUUAGA